AUGCAGUUCUCACUUGCCGCCGUUGCCCUCCUUGGAGCCGUUGUCUCUGCCCUUCCCGCCAACGAGAAGCGACAGGCCUACAUCCCUUGCAGUGGCCUCUACGGCACUUCUCAGUGCUGUGCUACUGAUGUCUUGGGUGUUGCUGACCUCGACUGUGGAAACCCCCCUUCGUCUCCCACCGACGCCGACAACUUCAGCGCUGUCUGCUCCGAGAUCGGCCAGCGAGCUCGCUGCUGUGUCCUCCCCAUCCUUGACCAAGGAAUCCUCUGCAACACCCCUACUGGUGUCCAGGACUAA
Fusarium pseudograminearum CS3096 is the source of this 297-nucleotide messenger RNA. RefSeq lists its product as uncharacterized. The record is from RefSeq and is a predicted model, not a curated record. The transcript is spliced from 3 exons. Gene Ontology annotation, cellular component: extracellular region. The coding region runs from base 1 to 297 and encodes 98 amino acids. NCBI's taxonomy places the organism in Eukaryota, Fungi, Ascomycota, Sordariomycetes, Hypocreales, Nectriaceae.